UAAAAUCAUUAAAAAACUAAAAUUUAGACCAAAAAACAACAAAAUUUAAAGUCCAACUGAACCUAUUACUCUAAGAUUUCUUUGAGGUAUAAAACAACUUCCAUCACAACUACAAUAUGUUUCCCGAUUGCCGAAGUAAACGCUCUCGCAACUGUUCCCCUAGUAAAGCCAACAAUACAAACUCACAGCUGCAACAUCAGUGUGAAAUCUGCCAACCAACUUGUAGCAAUCGAAAUGAAUGUGAAAGACCAUUUCUCUGUCAAGAACUCAAUUCAUCGUAUUGGUGCAAAUGUCGUCCUCCUAUUCACCGGGACUAUUGCGAGUAUUGUAAAUCAAAUGAUAGGAAAAAGGAAAGUAAAAGCGAGAAGAACGAUAGCGCGGAAGAAAAAUAAAUUUGAAGUGAGAUAAUGUCGUCAAAGGAUGUUUCGAAAAAAAACAAAUAGACAAAAUCUCCUUUUUUCAUGUAUUUUCGCGUACAACUAAAUACAUAAAAUUUCAAAAUAUAUAUUUUUAUAAUUCAUACAAUAAUUCAAAGAAAUUUGAACUCUAAAUCAUUCGGUCUUAAAUAAAUGUAUGGGCAUUUUCAAAAAAAUUACUAUUGUAUCGAAUAUUAUAGAAGAGUUCAUUGCUGCCAAAUUCAGCCUAUUGUUUGUUGCAUAACUUGCUGUCCUUGCCAAUCAUUUUGCUGUCAAACCUUUCGUAUUUGUCCUCGAACAUAUCGAAAACUUUCUGCAAUGCCACCAAAACUUAAUUCAUCAAGCGAAACAUCGUCCACAAAAAAAAGUGCAAAAUUGAAGAAAAGAAAUUUGAAAUCCAAAAAAGGCAGUAAAAAUACCAAACAAAAUACACAUUAUGUUGUAGAUGAAUUUUCCUUAGAGGAUAGUAAAGCUAGUAAUUCAAUAUCAAGUAUUGAAUAUUCCACUCACCCCUUCAGUGUGGGCAAUAAUGUGCGUUUAACACAUUCUGAAAGUGUAGUGGGGAGUAGAUCUAGUGUUGGAAGUCAUAAUAGCAUUAAAUAUUCUGAUUCAUACUGUAACUACCAAUGUCAUUGUAGACCUUUGAAUGGUUGCCAAGGGAAACCCGAAAUUAAUUUUAAUCUCGUCACUCGAAAUGGUGUACCAAAUAAGCAGACCCAUCCAGGUCUUAGAAAUUAUACAAAAGACAAUGAGUUGUACUACAAUAAUUUGGGAAAUAUAAAAUCUCCAACAAGCAGUCAAACUCCCUCAUAUGAGUCCAGAAAUUCAUAUUCAUCUGAAGCUAGUAUUAAUAGAAGAGUUUCCUAUGAUUCUCCUAAUUCAUAUACUUCUCAAAUAAAACCAAAUGUUUCUACAAAAUCAAAUUGUAAAUCUUGUGCGGAAUGUCAGCACAUAGAUUUCACAAAAACUGCUUGUGUUCGAAAAUCAACACAACAUCAUCAGUCCUGUCAUUGUAACUGCAAUCUUUGCCGUAAAAUCUCACCGACUAGAACCAGUGUCUUACGAUCGGCAAGAAAUUCUUUUUCAUCCUCUAAAAGUUGUCCCCAACUGGAUAUAAUUAAAGAGGAAGAACCAGAAAAUGAAGAUCUUAUAAAUUUGAUUAGUAAUAAAAAUAAUCCCGUAGGAAACGUUUCACGAGAAAUCCAAACAAAGUCUGAAACUCGAUCAAAAGCAACUUCAUCUGAACCGUUAAAAAUGCAAAAAUCUUUAGAAGAUUCUUGUGCAGAUUUCUUAAAUAUUGUUUGUGAUAAUAUUUUGGAAUCUGUGCAGAAAUCAGUCGAUCAUAAGUUGCAGGAGUAUUGCGGCAAUGUUGAAGAAAAUUUUGAGAGUUUGGUUCGAAAAGUUGAAAAGAGCGAAUCUGCUGUGAAAGGUGUAUGCUGGGAAAUAUUGGAAAAAAUGACUGAGCAAAAUAAAAAUAAUUUCGAACAAAUCUGCGCACUUGUACAAAAUCUAGUGGAAAAUCGAACAGCCAAUCAAUAUGCCAUGACAAGGAACAAUUGUCAAGAUAAAGAAUGUCAGUGCGAGCCCUUGGUUGGGGAGGAAAAUUCUGAUAUAAAUAAAGAGGAUAGAAGUGUGGAAAAAACCAUAAAAUCUUUAGGAAAAAGUGCAAAUGAGGAUUUUCGUAAGGAGGAAAACGCAAAUGAUAUUAAAUCAAAAUGGUGUAAUUGCUGCCAUUGUAAUGAUUCAUAUUUAGCUCAGCUUUUAGAGCCACAUAAAACGUAUUCCAGUAAAAUUGCAGAAGCAGACGCCAUUGGCACUUCCACUUCGCCCAAAUCUAAUUUUCACAACAGAACUGCAGGUGGUUGUUCCAAUUGUGGAAAAUAUAAAAAAGAAGAUGUAGAAUUGGUGAAAGUGCCAAAAGAUAAUAUUCCUGAAGUAAUUUUAUCCAGAAACUCAGUUGUGGUAGACGAUUUAAAAAUUAUGGAAUUCUCAACUAAAGAAGUAACUACAACCGAAAACCCAGCUGUAAAUAAUGAAAGUUUAAAUACGGAACAUAAUCAAACAACUAUGGCGGAACCUUUUAACUGUCCUGCAUCUGAAUUAAAUUCACCUAGUACUUCUGAAACAAUAACAUCUCAGCAUGUAUUGGAUAGUACUGAAAGAGACAAAUGUCUUCCAAAAUAUACAACAUUUUCUUUAACACCUUCGGGAAAGACAAUUUUCAAUUGCAACUGUACUACUACGGGAUAUGGUAAUAAUGUAACUACACAGUUUUGUGCUUGUAAAACUUCCAACGAUACAAAAUUGGAACUUAAGCCAGUCUGCAGAAAUCUUUACGAUAACUACGACACCAGUGGUUAUGCCACAGAACCAGAGGACAAUAAUGAUAGUACAACCAAUUGCAAUAGUGCACGUAAGAAAUUACAAAAGAAGGCAUCGAAACAACAUUGCAGUUCUCAGACUUUGGAUGAGGGAAGUACUGGUAGUGGAUAUGAUUAUGGCAUCGAAAAGCGUAGCAGUCAUCUGAUUGAAAGAUCGAGUAAAAUAAAUACUUCUAUGACAUGUAGUCGUUCACCAACAAGAUUAUCGCGUUUGUGAUUAUGAUUAAUAUAGUGAGUAGAAUUGCCUUAAAGAAAUCUUGAAAAUUGAAAAAUAUCGCUUAUUUAGAAUUUAAAUUGCUUUCUCAAUAAAAAUUAAAACGGAAAUAGAAACAGUA
Molecule: messenger RNA, 3132 nt
Organism: Lucilia cuprina (Australian sheep blowfly)
Lineage: Eukaryota; Metazoa; Arthropoda; Insecta; Diptera; Calliphoridae
Exons: 3
Coding region: 570-3014 (814 amino acids)
Source: RefSeq, a predicted model, not a curated record